This is a messenger RNA of Fimicolochytrium jonesii, 1304 nucleotides long. Its product is annotated as WD40-repeat-containing domain protein. The record is from RefSeq and is a predicted model, not a curated record. Lineage: Eukaryota; Fungi; Chytridiomycota; Chytridiomycetes; Spizellomycetales; Powellomycetaceae. The transcript has 2 exons. Bases 117 to 1058 code for a protein of 313 amino acids. Gene Ontology annotation, molecular function: protein binding.
UUUGGAGUUCUGAGAGGUUUGCCGCCAAUCCUCCAGUCAGCCUCCAGUCCCUCCCGUUACAAUGCAUCACUCCUCCACUCUCAACCUUUAAACUUUAUUGUGUCUGCAGCAAACUCAUGCUACCCGCCGAGCUCUCAGAUGCACUUGCAGUCUUCCCAUCACUGUCGCUAUCUGCGCGUGCAGAUUUUCUGAGAGAGUUGUUCCCAAUCUUGCGUCCGUCGGAACUCGGCCUCGCCCUUGACUUACAUGCCCAGAAUACCAAGGGCGUCGACUUCGUAUCAUUAGUUCCGAUUGAGACCGCAGUGCACAUCGCGUCAUAUCUUCACUGGACCGACGUGCUGAGGCUUAAACUCGUCUCAAAAGCAUGGAAAAGACUCGCCGAUAACACCGCGGUAUGGCACAGGAUCGUCGUGGAUCUGUAUCAGAGUCAUCAGCUAUUGGACUACGAAAAUGACGGGAAGGAUCCGAAAGCCAAAGCUUUGUGGCUUCUGAAAGGGAUCCGCUCAUGGCAGAAGCCAACCACACCGAUUACAUUCCAAGCUCACGGCAGCGACGUCAUGCACGUCAGGGUGAAAGGGAACAUCUUGGUGACUGGGUCUAGAGAUAGACUGGUCAAAGCUUGGGACAUCCGCACCUUGACGUGCAUCGGAACCAUGGAGAUGGGCAACUUGCUGCAUCUAGAGUUCGUUGAGACCCGGCAGGAGCUCAUCGUCGUGGGCUGCGAUUUCGACUCCCGAAUACAUAUACGGUCAUUCUUUUCGCCGGAUAGCUAUCAUAUACUCAUAGAGCAUCCAUCUGCGAAUUCGGGCCUGUGUGUGGAUGAAGAAUUCGUAUAUAGCGGUGGAUUGCACGAAUUUGCUCCUCCCAUAUACGUGUGGGAUAUGAAGACUGGGAAGCUGAAAACAAGAUUAGAUACCACAACGCAUUCGGUACGUUGUCAUUCGGAAGAAACCCCACUCAUGAUCAACAUCUCACCGAAUCUGCCAGCCGCUCAGCACUUAUUCCUUACAAACUACGCCCAAGUAUCUAAUUGCCAUUUGUCAAAACGGCCAGUAUGAUUAUUGGGAUCGGGAAUCGUUGGCCCAUAUGGGAGCCGGCGUAGUGCCCACGCCAACACUGGGCGACACGGACUCGUACCUUGACAUCAAGGACAGUGCAUCGUUGCCAAGUGAGAUGAGAGGUAUCGGCCGCAGAUUCCUUCGCGGCAACUCUGCACGAGCAUCACACAUUCUCCCGGGCGUCUUCUUCACGGCGAUUGCAGAAGCCCAGUACGUCGAUCUAUGCGAGCCUUUUCCGAACUCCAG